Messenger RNA from Helianthus annuus (common sunflower), 873 nucleotides. RefSeq lists its product as uncharacterized. Bases 1 to 873 code for a protein of 290 amino acids. The record is from RefSeq and is a predicted model, not a curated record. NCBI's taxonomy places the organism in Eukaryota, Viridiplantae, Streptophyta, Magnoliopsida, Asterales, Asteraceae. The transcript has a single exon.
AUGUGGAAAAAGAUUGGUAAUGGGCAAAAUACAUAUCUGUGGUUUGAUAAAUGGUCGAAUGAAUGCCCGUUAUAUCAUGUAGUUACUCCGCGUCAAUUGGCUCGUUAUGGAUUUUCGGUUAUGUCAAAAGUUACAGAAGCUUUUAUAAAUGGUCGCUGGGAGUGGCCGGAAGAAUGGAGGAGCCAAUAUCCGAGUUUGUUUCAGCUCCAGCCGUUAACGUUAUCUAUCACGCAAGAUAGGGUGGUAUGGAAGAAUUUUGAAGAAAAGCUUGUCCCGUUUUCGUCUAGAGAAGUGUGGGAUACUAUCCGGACUCGUGAUCAGCAGAUUCGGUGGUCGAAGGUAAUCUGGUCCGCCUUUAAUAUUCCUAAACAUGCUUUCAUGACUUGGCUGAUAUUUAAAAAGAAAUUGUGGACUCAAGAUAGAAUUCUGAGGUGGAAUCAGUUAGUUACGGGUUCUAUGAAUUUGAUGUGUUGCUUAUUAUGUCAUACGGGUUUGGAAACACAUGAGCAUUUGUUUUUUGAAUGCCCCUACUCGUCAUCAGUUUGGCAUAAGGUUCGGCAGAAAAUAGACAUGGAUAUGGCUUCGGACUCUUGGGAGGAUAUCUCGGAAUGGUUAAUCUCCAGAGCAAACUCGAAAACGGUUGUUUCAGUGGCAGGUAGAUUGAUAGUGGCGGCCGCAGCUUAUGUUAUUUGGAGUGAAAGAAACGCUAGAUUUUUUAGUAAUCGAUUAAGACCUCCAGAGAAGACGGCUGAUAUUGUUAUUAGCACGGUUAGAACAAAGCUGAUCUCCUUCAAGUACAAGCAAAGUUUGAAUGUUCAACGGUUCUUAGAAGAGUGGAAGAUGGAAAAGGAAGAAUUCUUGGAUGAAGACUGA